AUGCAUCGUAUUGAGUUUGAAGUAAACGGAGCAAAAUUUUCAGUCGGCGAGGAAGUGAGUUCUACCACAACCUUGCUGGACUACAUACGUACUACUCUCGAGCUCCGUGGAACCAAGUUUAUGUGCUUGGAGGGAGGAUGUGGAGCUUGUAUUGUUAGUGUCAUUACUCAUCCUGGAGAUGACCAAAUAGCUGUAACCUCUUGUAUGGUGUCCGUUACAUCAUGUCAUGGCUGGCAAAUUACAACUAUUGAAAAACUUGGGAAUCGCAAGAAUGGUUACCAUCCGCUUCAAAAAGCUCUCGCUACCCAUAAUGGUACUCAAUGUGGAUAUUGCAGUCCGGGAUUUGUUAUGUCAAUGUACAGUAAACUGAAAAGUAAAAAGAACUUAAAGAUGUUGGACAUUGAAAGGGACCUAUCAAGCAAUAUUUGUAGAUGUACAGGAUUCCGACCAAUUUUAGAAGCUUUCAAAAAAUUUGCUAGUGACGCUCCAGAGUCAAGAGAUUUAUUGGAUAUAGAGGAAUUAGAAAUAUGCCAAAAACCUAAUAGAUUUUGUUCUAGUUCCUAUAAUUAUAACGACUUUUACUUUGUAUCUAAAAAUGAAAUUUAUUAUGACAAUUGGCACAUUAACUUAAAAGAUGGUAAAACAUGGUAUAAAGCCUUCUCAGUCGAUGAUAUAAUCAAUAUUUUAACAUUAAACGGUCUGGACUCUUAUAUGUUGGUAGCUGGUAAUACUGGAAAAGGUGUUAUACCGAUUGAAGAGUAUUCUAGGAUUUUGAUAGAUAUAUCUGGAGUGAGAGAACUUAAAGGUUAUUUUAUGGAUCAGAACUUGGUUAUUGGUGCAGGGCUAGCUAUAACUAAUGUAAUUGAAAUAUUUCAAGAGAUAUCGGAUACUGAAAACUUUGAAUAUCUUAAAGUAGUUAAUGACCAUUUGCAAUAUGUUGGUAAUAUAGCUAUUAGAAAUAUCGGUACAGUUGCUGGAAAUUUAAUGAUAAAACAUAAGUAUCCUCAGUUUGCAUCUGACCUGUUUCUCCUAUUUCAAGUAAUAGGGGUUGAAUUGACGAUAAGAUCAUGUGAUUUUGUAAGGACAGUAACAAUGGAAAAUUUUAUGAAGGAAGAUAUGAGAGGAAAAAUAAUUAUCAAUGCGCUAUUCCCACCGCGCAACAAAAUGUACAAGUUAAUCACAUAUAAGGUUGCUGCAAAAUCACGUAAUGCAUCUGCAAUAGUUAACGCUGCAUUUAUUUAUAAGCUCAAUUUUGAAAAUAAAGUAUUAAAGUCUAGAAUUGCUUUUGGCGGUCUCUCUCCAGAUUUUAGUCGAGCAAACAACACGGAAAAGGCUUUAAUUAAUAAGCUAUUAUUUAGUAAUGACACUUUACAAGAGGCAUUACGAAUUUUAUCAACAGAAAUUAAAAUUGAAAAUAAUCCGUCACUAACUUCAGUUUUGUACAGAAAACAGCUUUCUCUUGGUCUCUUUUAUAAAAGUCUUCUAUCUAUAUGUCCUGAUAAUAUCUUAAACCCAAGAUAUAAAUCUGGAGCUCUGAAAUUACAUGACAUUCGUCCUGUGUCUAAGGCUUCUCAGUCUUAUGAUACCAAUUCGAAUGUUUGGCCUCUCACUCAGCCCAUUCCUAAAUUUGAAGCUUUGAUUCAAUGUUCCGGAGAAUCGGAGUAUGCUGAAGAUUUACCGAGGUUACCUACAGAAGUGUACGCCGCUUUUGUUCUCAGUACGGUUGCGAUUGGAACAAUAGAGAAAAUAGAUGCUAGCAAAGCACUGCAAGUAGAGGGGGUCAAAGCGUUUUAUACAGCUAGUGAUAUUCCCGGUCUGAAUUCUUUUACGCCAGUAGAUGGUUUUGACACACGGGCAAAUGAAGAAGUACUUUGCAUCAAACAGAUUAAGUAUUAUAAUCAACCCAUUGGAUUGGUUAUAGCCGAAGACAAGACUAUAGCUGAAAAAGCUGCACUCCUAGUGAAAGUUACAUAUAGUAAUGUACAAAAGCCAAAAAUUGAUAUUCGUAUCAAUAAAAAUGACUUAAGUAAAACUAAAUUAUAUUACUCUAUAAAAGCGACAACAAAGGGUACUGAUAUAAAGAAAGUGAUAGAAGGCAACAAUUCCACGAUCGGUCAAUAUCAUUUUUGCUUAGAAAACAUGGCUGCAAUAAGCUGGCCACUUGAAGAUUCUUUGAGAGUUCGCCCAACUUCACAUUUCAUGGACUCUGAUCAAGUGAUGAUAUCAAGAAACUUAAACAUAGAACAAUCCAGCAUCGAUAUUGCCGUUCGUAGAGUUGGUGGUAGCUUUGGAAUAAAGUUGUCUCGACAAACCAUAGUGUCAUGUUCGAGUUCUCUUGCUGCCUUUAAGAUGAACCGUCCUUGUAGGAUGGUACUUCCAAUGUCUGUACAAAUGAGAGCCAUUGCAACUGUUGAAUGCAUUGCAAGUGCUGAGUUUAUUAUGGAAAGAAUCUCCUAUGAAUUGGGAAUAGAUCCUCUUCAAGUUCGUCUCAACAAUUUGGACACUGAUCGUUACGGUGACUUAGUGGAAAUGAUAAAAAAUAUCCAAUUAAGCUCUAAUUUUGAGAAACGAAAGAAAAAUGUCAAAAAUUUUAAUACAGAAAAUAGAUGGAAGAAAAGAGGAAUCAGGUUAGUUCCUAUGAAAUGGAAUACAACAACACCAUUCGCGUUUAAUGUAACAGUAUCAGUAUACCAUGGUGAUGGAUCUGUAGCGAUAACUCACGGUGGAGUAGAAAUCGGGCAAGGUAUUCAUACGAAAGUAAUACAAGUGUGUGCCUACUUUCUUAAUAUACCUGUUGACAAAAUAAAAAUAAAGCGAACAAACACGAUAGAUAGCCCUAAUAGCUCUCACACAGCUGCAAGUAAAACGACUCAAAAUAUCCUUAUCGGAGUUAAACGGGCUUGCCAAAAGAUAUUGGAAAGACUUGAACCUAUAAAAUCGAAAAUAACUAACCCUACAUGGGAACGGCUCGUAUUUGAAGCCCAUCAAUUAGGUAUCAAUUUACAAGGGAACGGUUUUGUGGACUUCAAUGAUGAAACUGAGCAUAAUGUUUAUGGCGUAGCCGUUAGUGAGGUUGGAGUAGAUAUUAUAACUGGAGAGUGGGAAAUCAUUAGAGCUGAUAUACUGGAAGAUGUUGGCCAAAGUAUUAGUCUUUUACUCGAUAUUGGGCAAAUUGAGGGAGCAUUUAUUAUGAGUUUAGGAUUCUGGACAACGGAGGAGUUGAAAUAUAAUAACAACACCGGACAGAUACUUACAGAUCGAACUUGGAAUUAUUUUGUACCACAAGGUACAGAAAUCCCACAGGAUUUUAGAGUGAAUUUACUUAAAAAUUCUUACAACAAAAACACUAUGUUUGGGUCAAAAGCAUUGUCUGAACCGCCCAUGUGCUUGGGUGUAGUUGUACCUUUAGCAAUGAGAGAAGCUUUAGUAUCAGCUAGAACUGAAUGUGGAAUACCAAACACACAAUGGUUCAAUAUCGUUGGUAACGAGGUGGGUUCUUCUACAACCCUAUUGGACUACCUUCGUCACCACCUGGAGCUGCGCGGUACCAAGUACAUGUGUCUGGAGGGAGGAUGCGGCGCCUGUAUCGUGAAUGUCACCAAGAAUCCAGAGGGAAAAUCUGAAGGAAUCAACUCUUGUAUGGUACCAAUAACAUCAUGUGAAAAUUGGGAUGUAACUACAAUAGAGGGGAUUGGUGGUCGUUUAAAAGGUUACCAUCCACUGCAAGUAGCACUGGCGGAGAAUAAUGGGUCACAGUGUGGAUACUGCAGUCCAGGAUGGGUCAUGGCUAUGUACAGUAUUCUUAAACAUUCAAAGCCAACAAUGUUAGAGGUAGAACAAAGUUUUGGAAGCAAUAUCUGCAGAUGUACCGGAUACCGACCAAUCUUGGAGGCAUUCAAGAAAUUUGCUAAAGAUGCUCCUAGUUACAAAGAUGUUUUAGACAUCGAGGACUUAGAAAUAUGUAAAAAAUCAGGCCAACCUUGUUCAAAGAACAAAUGUGACGAAUCUGAAUGGUGCUUUGUAUCUAAAGAGGAUGUUAGUAACGAGAUGCUUCAUAUAGUGUUAAAUGAUGGUAGAGAUUGGUAUAAACCUACGUCUAUAUCUGAUAUAUUUGACAUAUUUAACAAAAAAGGAACACAGUCAUAUAUUUUAUUGAGUGGAAAUACUGGCAAAGGAGUUUACCCUAUACUAGAAUAUCCGAAAGUACUGAUAAAUAUCAGUGGUGUAGCGGGGUUGAAAGGGCACUAUAUCGAUCAAAACUUAGUGAUUGGAGGAGCAACAACACUCAACGAACUGAUGAAUAUAUUUGAUAACAUAGCCCGCACCGUUAACUUUGAGUAUUUGCUAAUUUUAAAUGAUCAUUUAAAAUUAGUUGCUCAUGUAACCAUUAGGAAUUCUGCAACAGUUGCUGGUAAUCUAAUGCUAAAAAAUCUUCAUCCUGAUUUUAAAUCCGACGUUUUUCUCCUUCUUGAAACUGUUGGAGCUCAGAUAAUGCCUCGAUCUCAAAAUGCCCACGCUUUUGUUCACGCUGGUUACUUAUUUAAAAUUGAUAGUUACGAAAGAGUCAAAGAAUGUAGGAUUGUUAUGGGUGGACUAUCACCAUCAUAUGUUAGAUCUUAUGAAACAGAGAGAUUUCUUAGUGGCAAAAAGUUAUUUACAAACGAAACUCUUCAAGGUGCACUAAACAUUUUGAAAGAAGAUAUCGUUGUCACAGAGAGUCUGCCAGAUCCACCGGUUGAAUACAGGAGACGAGUUGCGCUUGCCUUGCUUUAUAAGGGACUUCUCUCACUCUGUCCACGUGAUAAAUUAAGUUCACGAUAUAUUUCUGGUGCCACUAAAAUUCAUGAAACACGACCAGUAUCAAAGGGAAGUCAAAUAUUUGAUACCAAUUCCUCCGAAUGGCCUCUCAACAAACCGAUGCCGAAAAUUGAAGCUGUGAUACAAUGUGCUGGGGAAGCUAAAUAUUCGGAUGAUCUACCAACGCUACCGGGAGAAGUAUACGCAGCAUUUGUUUUGACCACUGUUGGAGUCGGCAACAUCAGUCACAUAGAUCCAAGUAAAGCCUUAGCUCUACCUGGGAUUAUUGCAUUCUACAAAGCAUCUGAUAUCCCAGGAAAGAAUAGUUUUAUACCUGCAGUGGAUUCUAUUAACAAGGCAGAUGAAGAAUUUUUAUGUGCUGGUGAAGUUAGAUAUUACAAUCAACCUCUUGGUAUUAUUGUGGCUGAAUGUCAAAGUAUUUUAGAGAAAGCUGUUUCUUUGGUUGAAGUUACGUACACCAAUGUAAAGCAACCAAUUUUUGAUAUAGCUGUAGCAAAAAACUUUCCAGAAAGAGUAAGUGUUUACAAUUCCAAAGAUUCUUCAACCAAGGGUCAUAAUAUAGUAAAGACAAUAAAAGGGGAGCAAACGUUUUAUACCCAAUACCCUUUUCCAAUAGAAACGUUGGUGGGUAUAACACAUCAAACAGAAGAAGGUUUACAGUUAUAUCCUACUGUACAAUGGGUAGACGCUGUUCAAAUAGCGACGUCCAGAGUUUUAUUAAUUGAUGAAAACAGAAUCGAUGUACAUGUUCGUCGGCUUGGGGGUGCUUACGGCUAUAAACUAUCUAGAUCCGUACCAGUGUCUUUAGCAAGUAGUUUAGUGACAUUAAAGAUGGGUCGGCCCUGUCGAUUCGUUCAAACUUUAACAGCCAAUAUGAGAUCUACUGGUAAAAGAGCACCGUCCUCUACUAAUUAUACGAUCUCUGUCUCAGAAAACGGCGUUAUUCAAUCUCUAGAUUAUGGUUUAUACAGUGAUAACGGCUGUAUUGUUAACGAAAUUAUCCUUUUGGCUGGUGUCGCCAUUUACAAUAAUGUUUACAAAAAUGGACCAUGGAAAUAUACAUCUUACAGCGUAAUAACCGACACGCCUUCUAACACUUUUGUUCGAGGUCCAGGUAGUGUGGAACAUAUUGCAGUCAUUGAAACUAUGAUUGAAAGAAUUGCAUAUGAAAUGAAUUUAGAUUCGUUGAAUGUACGUUUGUCGAAUUUAGAUACAGAGAAAUAUGGUGAAAUAGUUGGUAUGAUAGAAAGGAUUAAAACAGACUCGAAUUAUGAAGAUCGAGUGGCCCUUGUAAAUAAAUUUAAUAAUGAAAACCGUUGGAAAAAACGAGGCUUAAAGGUUUCUUUCCUUAGAUUUGAGGCAGCUGCUCCAAAGUAUUUCCAUAUAAACAUGAAUGUUUAUAAAGAUGAUGGAACCGUUGCCAUAACGCAUGGGGGAAUUGAAAUGGGUCAGGGUGUUAAUACCAUUGCCGCACAAAUUUGUGCUUAUCUUCUAAAUAUUCCAGUGGAAAAAGUUCAAAUAAAGCCCACUAAUACGAUAUCAACAGCUAAUAAUCUAGGUUCAGAUUCAAGUGUGACAACUCAAAAUGUCGCAAUCGGUGUUCGAAGGUGUUGUGAAGAACUACUGAUUAGAUUAGAACCAGCAAGAAAUCAAUUAAAUAACCCUUCCUGGGUAGAACUUAUCCAAAAAGCGUUUUCUAUGAAUAUAGAUUUACAAGUACAUGGCUUCGUUAGUCCAGCAGAUUCAUUAACGUAUGACAUUUUUGGAGUCGCGGUAGCUGAAGUUGAAAUAGACGUGCUAACAGGAGAAUGGGAAAUAUUAAGAGUUGACUUAAUUGAGGAUGUUGGUAAAAGUAUAAAUCCAUAUAUUGAUAUUGGUCAAGUGGAAGGUGCAUUCAUAAUGGGUUUAGGCUUAUGGACUACAGAAAACAUAGUGUAUUCUCCUGACGGCGAGAUUCAGACAAAUCGCACUUGGAAUUACUGGGUUCCUGGGGCUACAGAGAUCCCGCAGGAUUUUAGGGUUUAUUUCAGAAAAAGAUCAUUUGGCAAAGAUGCUAACUUUGGAGCUAAAACUACAGGAGAACCAGCAACAUGUUUAGCUAUAGUUAUACCUAUUGCUAUGAGAGCAGCUAUAUCAGCUGCACGUCUAGAAUCAGGAAUCCCUUCAACAGAGUGGUUUCAAAUGGUUGGUAACGAGGUGAGUUCCUCUACAACACUGCUGGAGUAUCUCCGGAGACACCUGGAGCUGCGCGGUACCAAGUACAUGUGUCUGGAGGGAGGAUGUGGAGCCUGUAUCGUAAACGUCACCAAAAGUCCUGGAGGAGAAUCACAAGGAGUCAACUCUUGUAUGGUACCUAUAACAUCGUGCAACGAGUGGGAUAUUACAACGAUAGAGGGCAUCGGGAACCGUCUGCAAGGAUACCAUCCAAUUCAAGUGACACUGGCUGAGAACAACGGUACACAGUGUGGCUACUGCAGUCCAGGAUGGGUCAUGGCUAUGUACAGUAUUCUAAAAAAUAAAAAACCGACAAUGUUGGAAGUAGAACAGUCAUUUGGAAGCAACGUCUGCCGGUGUACUGGAUACAGGCCCAUCUUAGACGCGUUCAAGAAAUUUGCUUCAGAUGCUCGCGAUAUAUUAGAUAUUGAGGAUCUAGAAAUAUGUAAAAAGUCUGGUCGACCGUGUGCGAAGACUAGUUGUGAUGAAUCUGAUUGGUGUUUUGUAACCGAGAAUGAAAUUAAUGAAAAAAUGUUACACAUUGUAUUAAACGAUAAUAGGGAUUGGUUUAAGGCAACAUGUGUAGCUGAUAUAUUUGAUGUUUUCCAAGCAAAGGGUACACAAUCUUAUAUGUUGUUGGCUGGUAAUACAGGAAAAGGUGUGUAUCCAAUAUUGGAGUAUCCAAGAGUAUUGAUAAAUGUAAAUGAUGUCAGGGAGCUAAGACAGCACUAUAUUGACCAAAACUUGGUGAUUGGAGGAGGAACGACCCUUACAGAACUGAUGGACAUAUUCGAUACAGUAGGCCGAGUUAAUUUCUUUGGAUAUCUGAACAUAUUAAACGAUCACUUACAAGAGGUUGCCCAUAUUCCUAUUAGAAAUAAUGCAACCAUCGCUGGAAAUCUUAUGUUAAAAAAUUUACAUCCUGAUUUCAAAUCCGAUAUUUUCAUACUUUUGGAAACUGUUGGAGCUCAAUUAACUAUACUGACUGGUCGCAACCAACGAAAGAUCAUCACAAUGCAAUCGUUUCUUAGAGAAAAUAUGAAUGGAAAAAUAUUAUUAAAUGUGUUGCUUCCACCGCUGAGUACUGAAAAUAAGAUAGUAACUUUCAAAAUAACGCCACGCUCUCAAAGCGCCCAUGCUCUUGUCCACGCUGGAUUUCUCUAUAAAGUGGAUCAUAAUGAAAGAGUUGUAGAAAGUAGAAUAGUAUAUGGAGGAUUGUCGCCAUCAUAUACCAGAUCAUGGAAAACAGAAAGAUAUUUGGUCGGUAAACAACUUUUAAGGAAUGAGACGUUGCAGGGAGCUUUAAACGUUCUUAACACAGAACUGAUAGUUACGGAAAGUCUUCCAGAUCCCUCCGUACAGUACAGGCGACAAGUGGCUUUAGCACUUUUCUAUAAGGGUCUCCUUUCUCUAUGCCCAGAAAACCGAUUAAAUCCUCGUUAUGUAUCUGGGUCCAGCAAAAUUCAUAAAACAAGACCAGUGUCUGAAGGAACUCAGAUAUUUGAUACGAAUCCAACUUUGUGGCCUCUCAACAAACCAAUACCCAAACUGGAUGGUCUGAUUCAGUGUGCCGGUGAAGCAAAAUAUUCUGAAGACGUUCCAAGACUUCCGGGAGAAGUGUUUGCUGCAUUUGUUUUAACAACUGUAGCACUGGGAAAAAUAACACAUAUUGACGCUAGUCGAGCAUUGGAGGAACCAGGAGUAAUAGCAUUUUAUACAGCAGCAGAUAUCCCUGGCAGAAAUAGUUUUAUACCUGCAGUUAAUAUUUUUAACGCAGCUGAUGAAGAGUUUUUGUGCAAUGGAGAAGUUAAAUACUUUAAUCAGCCCCUUGGAAUUAUUGUUGCCGAAUGUCAAAGCAUUGCAGACAAAGCCGUGCAUCUAGUAAAAGUUACUUAUACCGAUAUUAAGAAACCAGUUCUUGACAUCAAGGUUGCUAAAAAUGAUCCCUCAAAACUGAAAUUAUUUCAAGCAAUACCCGCAACUUCUGCUGGUACAGAUAUAACUAAAGUAAUAAAAGGUGAACAUAAUAUCUAUACGCAAUAUCACUUUACUAUGGAAACCUUGGUUAGUGUGACACAUCCUACAGAAGAAGGUUUAAGAAUAUAUGCAGCAACACAAUGGAUGGAUUCAGUUCACGUAGUGAUUUCAAGAGCUCUCCUAUUAGAUCAAAACAGAAUAGAUAUUCAUGUCCGUCGUUUGGGUGGUGGGUAUGGCUACAAGUUAUCAAGAGUUACACAAGUGUCUCUAGGAAGUGCUUUGGUUGCAUACAAACUCAAUCGACCUUGUCGGUUCAUACAAAGUCUUAGUACUAAUAUGAGAGCUACCGGGAAACGAUUGCCAUGUUCUACAAAUUUUGAGAUUUCAGUUAAUAAGACGGGAGUAAUACAAAAAAUAAACUAUGAUCUCUAUAGUGACAAUGGCUAUAUAAUAAAUGAAACUCUCAUACUUCUGGGGGUUGGUUUGUAUAACAACGUUUACAAGAGUGACACAUGGAACUAUAACGCGUAUGAUGUCAUCACAGACACUCCCUCGAACACUUGGUGUAGAUCUCCAGGUACUUUGGAAAAUAUAGCAAUGUCUGAAUUAUUAAUGGAAAGAAUCGCUUACGAGAUGAAUUUAGAUCCGCUUGAUGUUCGUCUAGCAAACUUGGAUACAACAAAAUAUAACGAUAUACUUGAAAUGCUUGAAACAUUGAAAUCUAAUUCACAAUAUGAGGAACGUAAAAUAAUAGUGGACCAAUUUAAUAAUGAAAAUAGAUGGAAGAAACGUGGUUUGAGAUUUUCGUUUUUGAGAUGGGAUCCCAUUGGAACUCAAUACUUAGAGGUGAAUAUGUGUGUUUAUUACGAUGAUGGAACUGUUGCUAUUACUCAUGCAGGCAUCGAAAUGGGACAGGGAAUUAAUACUAAGGCUAUUCAAAUAGCGGCUUAUUUCCUCAAAAUUCCCAUAGAGAAAAUUCAAGUCAAAGCCAAUGAUACCAUUAUUGCACCUAAUUGUUUUGGAUCUGGGGGAAGUAUAACGUCUCAAAAUAUAGGAAUAGGUGUACAAAGAUGUUGUGAAGAAUUACUAAGAAGACUUGAACCAGUUAAAAACACGUUAAAUAACCCAACUUGGGAGGAAUUGGUCAAAAAAGCUUAUGAAAUGAAUGUAGAUUUACAAAUACAUGAUUUGGUGAGUGCUAAAGAUGAACAGAAAUAUAAUAUCUACGGUGUAACCCUAUCCGAAGUUGAAAUAGAUGUUCUGACUGGUGAAUGGGAAAUAAUAAGGGUUGAUCUAAUUGAAGAUGUUGGUAGAAGUGUCAAUCCUGAAUUGGAUCUCGGCCAAAUUGAAGGUGCUUUUAUAAUGGGUGUCGGUUAUUGGACCACUGAAAAUAUCGUGUAUGGUCCUGAAAAUGGUGAAAUCCUCACGGACCGCACAUGGGAGUACUGGGUACCUGGUCCUAAGGACAUUCCUCAGGACUUUCGGGUCUAUUUCAGAAAAAGAUCUUUUAGUACGGAGAAAAUUUUAGGAGCUAAAGCAUCUGGGGAACCUGCAACAUGUAUGGGAAUAUCAGUGCCAUUUGCUAUGAGAGCAGCUAUAGCUUCAACAAGGAAGGAGUCUGGAAUGCCUGAAUGGUUUCAAUUAGUGGGCAGUGAGGUGGGCUCUUCUACGACCUUGUUGGACUACCUUCGUCACCACCUGGAGCUCCGCGGUACCAAGUACAUGUGUCUGGAGGGAGGAUGUGGCGCCUGUAUCGUGAAUGUAGUCAAACAGCCUGGAGGAGAAUCACAAGGAGUCAACUCUUGUAUGGUACCAAUAACAUCAUGUGACAAUUGGGAUGUAACUACAAUAGAGGGGAUUGGUGGUCGUUUGAAAGGUUACCAUCCACUGCAAGUAGCACUGGCGGAGAAUAAUGGUUCACAAUGUGGAUACUGCAGUCCAGGAUGGGUCAUGGCUAUGUACAGUAUUCUAAAGAAUAAAAAACCAACAAUGCUGGAAGUAGAACAGUCAUUUGGAAGCAACAUCUGCCGAUGUACUGGAUACAGGCCCAUCUUAGACGCGUUCAAGAAAUUCGCUUCAGAUGCUGACAAUAUUUCAGAUAUCGAGGAUCUAGAAAUAUGUAGAAAGUCAGGUCGACCUUGUUCAAAGAACAGUUGUGACGAAUCUGAAUGGUGCUUUGUAUCUAAAGAGGAAGUUAGUAACGAGAUGCUUCAUAUAGUGUUAAAUGAUGGUAGAGAUUGGUAUAAACCUACGUCUAUAUCCGACAUAUUUGAAGUAUUUGAUAAAAAAGGAACAAAAUCUUAUAUGUUUUUGGCUGGUAAUACAGGAAAAGGAGUUUAUCCUAUAUUGGAAUAUCCAAGAGUAUUAAUCAAUAUAAAUGAAGUUAAAGAGCUGAGACAACACUAUAUCGACCAGAACUUAGUAAUCGGUGGAGCCACAACCCUUACUGAAAUGUCUACAUUAUUUGAAAAUUUAUCCCCCAUACAAAACUUCUCGUAUCUUAGAAUAUUGAAUGAACAUAUUAAACAAGUCGCACAUAUUGCUAUAAAAAAUUCUGCUACAGUCGCUGGUAAUCUUAUGCUAAAAAAUCUUCAUCCUGAUUUUAAAUCGGAUAUUUUCCUCCUUUUCGAAACUGUCGGAGCCCAGUUAACGUUACAGACAAGUAAAAAUAGAAGAAAAAUUAUUACUAUGCAGGCGUUCCUUAAAGAAAAUAUGACCGGUAAAAUAAUAUUGAACAUUUUGUUACCACCACUGAAUGAAGAAAAUAAAAUCGAAUCGUUCAAAAUAAUGCCACGAUCCCAAAACGCCCAUGCUUUUGUUCACGCUGGUUUUCUUUACAAAAUUGAUCACAAUUUGAGAGUCAAAGAGUGUAGAAUAGUGUACGGAGGACUCUCACCGUUCUAUACUAGAUCUUGGAACACUGAAAGAUAUCUGAUUGGAAAAUUAUUAUUCAAGAACGAAACUCUGCAAAGCGCCUUAAAAAUAUUGAAUGCAGAAAUGAUAGUAACAGAGAGUUUACCAGAUCCACCAGCGUCUUAUAGACGACAAGUAGCUCUGGCUUUGUUUUAUAAGAUUCAGUGUGCGGGUGAAACUAAAUAUACAGAGGAUUUACAAAUGCUUCCAGGAGAAGUGUAUGCAGCAUUUGUAUUAACAACAGUUGCAGUAGGUACCAUCACUCAUAUCGAUGCCAGUAAAGCUUUAGCUGAACCUGAUGUGAUUGCAUUCUAUACAGCAGCUGAUAUUCCAGGGAGGAACAGUUUUGUACCAGCUGUAGAUGAAAUUAAUAGGUCAGAUGAGGAAUUUUUAUGUGACGGAAAAGUAAAAUAUUUUAACCAACCUCUUGGUAUUAUUGUUGCCAAAAAUCAAAACAUCCUGAACAAAGCUGUUUCUUUAGUUAGGGUUACGUAUGCUAAUUUAAAAAAACCAAUAACAGAUGUCGCUGUGGCUAAACGUAUAUACAAUAGAAUAAAUAUUUAUAGUUCAAAAGAUCCCACUUCUAGGGGAAAUAAUAUAGCUAAGGUGAUAGAAGGAGAACAAACAAUUUAUACUCAAUACCCAUUUACGAUUGAGACAUUAGUCGGAAUCACACAUAAGACGGAAGAAGGUUUACAAAUAUACACUACAACGCAAUGGAUGGAUGCCGUUCAAGUAGUGACGUCUAGAGCGUUAUUAAUCGAUGAAAAUAGAAUCGAUGUACAAGUUCGUCGUCUGGGAGGUGCUUAUGGUUACAAAUUAUCUAGAUCUACACAAGUGUCACUGGCUAGUAGUCUAGUGUCCCUCAAACUAAAUCGACCCUGUCGUUUUGUACAAUCUUUACAAAAUAACAUGAGGUCCACUGGUAAAAGAGCACCAUGCUCUUGUAAUUAUUCGAUUGGUGUAUCCAACGUAGGCGUUAUACAAUUUCUUGAUUACGAUUUAUAUAGUGAUAAUGGAUGUAUUGCCAACGAAAGACUUUUAUUGGCAGGUCUUAACCUCUAUAACAAUACUUAUAGAAGUGAACCGUGGAAGUAUACUUCAUUCGACGUUAUCACAGAUACAACAUCCCAUAGUUGGGUACGAGCUCCAGGUAGUUUAGAACACGUGGCAAUGGCUGAAAUUAUUAUGGAAAGAAUCGCCUAUGAAAUGGAAUUAGAUUCAUUUGAUGUCCGUCUUUCAAAUUUAGAUACAGAAAAAUAUAGUGAAAUGUUAGAGAUGAUCGAAAAAAUUAAAUUAAAUUCCAAUUAUUACGGAAGAAAAAUACAAGUAAGCAAAUUUAAUUCUGAAAAUCGUUGGAAAAAACGAGGCCUUAAAGUUUCGUUUCUUAGAUUUGAAGCAUCUGCCCCGAAGUAUUUUCAUGUUUACAUGAGCGUUUACUCAGAUGAUGGAACUGUUUCUAUAACACACGGUGGAAUUGAGAUGGGUCAAGGCAUUAAUACGAUUGCCACUCAAAUAUGUGCUUUCUUUCUUAACAUACCCAUAGAAAAAAUACAAAUAAAACCUAGCACAACUAUAUCAACACCUAAUAAUAAAGGAUCAGAUUCAAGUGUAACUACUCAAAACGUUGGAAUAGGUGUGCGAAAGUGUUGUGAAGAACUAUUAAGACGAUUAGAACCAGCAAGAAGACAAUUAAAUAAUCCCUCCUGGGUAGAACUUAUCCAAAAAGCAUUUUCUAUGAAUGUAGACUUACAAGUGCAUAGUUUUGUCAGUCCAGAAGAUUCAAUAACAUAUGAUAUUUAUGGCAUCACAGUGGCUGAAGUUGAGAUAGACGUGCUAACAGGAGAAUGGGAAAUUUUAAGAGUCGAUUUAAUUGAAGAUGCUGGAAGAAGUAUUAAUCCAAAUAUUGAUAUUGGUCAGGUGGAGGGUGCAUUCACAAUGGGCCUCGGUUACUGGACUAUGGAAAAUAUUGUGUACUCGGACCGAGGCGAAGUUCUGACAAAUCGUACUUGGAAUUAUUGGGUACCCGGAGCAAGAGAUAUACCGCAAGAUUUCAGGAUAUACUUCAGAAAAAGAUCGUUUAGCGAUAAGGCUAUCUUGGGAGCCAAAGCCACUGGAGAACCAGCAACGUGUAUGGCAAUAGUUAUACCAUUUGCUUUGAGAGCAGCCAUAGCGUCUGCGCGACUAGAGGCUGGAAUACCUACAACUGAAUGGUUCCAAAUGGUUGGUAAUGAGGUGGGUUCUUCUACGACCUUGUUAGACUACCUUCGUCACCACCUGGAGCUGCGCGGUACCAAGUACAUGUGUCUGGAGGGAGGAUGUGGCGCUUGUAUCGUCACCGUCACCAAACAGCCUGGAGGAGAAUCACAAGGAGUCAACUCUUGUAUGGUACCUAUUACAUCGUGCAACGAGUGGGAUAUAACAACGAUAGAAGGCAUCGGGAACCGUCUGCAAGGCUACCAUCCAAUUCAAGUGACACUGGCUGAGAACAAUGGUACACAGUGUGGCUACUGCAGUCCAGGAUGGGUCAUGGCUAUGUACAGUAUUGUAAAAAAUAAAAAACCGACCAUGUUGGAAGUAGAACAGUCAUUUGGAAGCAACGUCUGCCGGUGUACUGGAUACAGACCCAUUUUAGACGCGUUCAAGAAAUUCGCUUCAGAUGCUGACAAUAUUUUAGAUAUCGAGGAUCUAGAAAUAUGUAAAAAGUCUUGUCGACCUUGUGUUAAGAAGGACUGUGAUGAAUCUGGUUGGUGUUUACUAUCUAAAAACGAACUUAAUGAAAAACUACUGCACAUUGUUUUAAAUGAUGGCAGGGACUGGUUCAAAGCUACCUGUAUAUCUGACAUAUUUGAAAUUUUCCAUAAAUGGGGAACUGAGUCUUAUAUGCUGGUGGCUGGAAAUACAGGGAAAGGCGUUUUUCCAAUAUUGGAGUAUCCAAGAAUAUUGAUAAAUGUAAAUGAUGUCAACGAAUUAAGGCAACAAUAUAUUGACCAAAACUUAGUGAUUGGAGGAGCGACGACCCUUACAGAACUGAUAAAUAUAUUCGAUACAAUAGGUCACACUGAAUACUUUGAAUAUCUGCUGGUGUUGAAAGAGCACUUAGAGGAAGUGGCUCACAUUACUAUAAGAAAUAAUGCAACAGUUGCUGGUAAUCUUAUGCUGAAGAAUUUUCACCUCGACUUUAAAUCCGACAUUUUCAUACUUUUCGAGACUGUUGGUGCACAGCUUACUAUAUUGACUGGUCCUGUUGAAAAAAAAAUCAUCACAAUGCAAUCGUUUCUUAAAGAAAAUAUGAAUGGAAAAAUAAUACUGAAUGUUUUACUUCCACCGUUGAGUACUGAAAACAAGAUAGUAACUUUUAAAAUAACGCCACGUUCGCAAAACGCUCAUGCUCUCGUCCAUGCGGGAUUUCUUUACAAAGUGGAUCAGGAUGGAAGAGUCCUAGAUAGUAGAAUUGUUUACGGAGGACUUUCACCAACGUAUACCAGAUCUUGGAAAACUGAAAAGUAUCUUAUUGGCAGAUCGCUAUUUCAGAAUGAAACGUUGCAAGGAGCUUUGAAGGUUUUGGACUCCGAGCUGUUGAUCGUUGACUGCUUACCAGAUCCACCAGUACAGUACAAGCGUCAAGUGGCACUGGCGCUAUUCUAUAAGGGUUUAUUGUCGUUAUGUUCACCACACAAGUUAAAUCCUCGUUAUUUAUCUGGGGCUGGCAAAAUUCAUAAGACGAGACCAGUGUCAGAAGGAACUCAGAUAUUCGAUGUAAAUCCCACUUUGUGGCCUUUAAACCAACCAAUCCCAAAACUUGAAGGUUUGAUCCAAUGUGCCGGGGAAGCAAAAUACUCUGAAGACAUUCCAAAAUGUCCAGGAGAAGUAUUUGCAGCAUUUGUUUUGACAACAGUGGCUCUAGGAAAAAUUACACAUAUAGAUCCCAGUCUCGCUUUGGAAGAACCGGGAGUAAUAGCAUUUUACACAGCAGCAGAUAUCCCUGGCAGAAAUAGUUUUAUACCUGCUUCUAUUGCAUAUAUCCCAGUUGAUGAAGAAUUUUUGUGCAACGGAGAAGUAAAAUAUUUUAAUCAGCCCCUUGGAAUUAUUGUUGCCGAAUGUCAAAGCAUUGCAGACAAAGCUGUCCAUCUUGUAAAUGUUACUUAUACUGAUAUUAAGAGACCAGUUCUUGACAUCAAGGUUGCGAAGCAUGAUCCCACUAAAGUAACUCUGCUAGAAACAGUGAACGCAACUUCUACUGGAAGAGAUGUUUUUAAAGUAAUAAAAGGUGAACAUACUAUCUAUACACAAUAUCCCUUCACUAUGGAAACCUUGGUUACUGUGACACAUCCUACAGAAGAAGGUUUACGAAUAUAUGCAGCAACACAAUGGGUUAAUGCAGUUCAUAUUGUGACUUCAAGAGCUCUUCUAAUAGAUCAAAACAGAAUAGAUAUUCAUGUCCGUCGUUUGGGUGGUGGGUAUGGUUACAAGAUAUCAAGAAUUACACAAGUGUCACUAGGAAGUGCUUUGGUUGCAUACAAACUCAAUCGACCUUGUCGGUUUAUACAAAGUCUUAGUACUAAUAUGAGAGCUACCGGGAAGCGAUUGCCCUGUUCUACAAGUUUUGAGAUAUCCGUAAACAAAGCUGGACUAAUACAAUCAUUGAAUUAUGAGCUUUUUAGUGAUAAUGGUUACAUAGUAAAUGAAUCUUUACUAAGUUUGGGUGUCAGCUUGUUUAACAACGUUUACAAAAAUGAAACUUGGACCUAUAAAGCUUAUAACGCCAUAACGGAUACACCCUCAAAUUCAUGGUGUAGAUCGCCAGGUACUUUGGAAAAUGUUGCAAUGUCUGAAUUAUUAAUGGAAAGAAUCGCUUACGAGAUGAAUUUAGAUCCGCUUGAUGUUCGUCUAACAAAUUUGGAUAGAAAAAAAAAUAACGAUAUACUUGAAAUGCUUGAAACACUGAAAUCUAAUUCACACUAUGAGGAACGUAAAAUAAUAGUAGACCAAUUUAAUAAUGAAAAUAGAUGGAAGAAACGUGGUUUGAGAUUUUCGUUUUUAAGAUGGGAUCCCGUCGGUUCAUUGUAUUUAGAGGUAAACAUGUGUGUUUAUCACGAUGAUGGCACCGUGGCUAUCACUCAUAGUGGCAUAGAAAUGGGACAAGGAAUUAACACCAGGUCAAUUCAAAUAGCAGCUUAUUUUCUCAAUAUCCCCAUAGAGAAGAUUCAAGUGAAGCCCAAUGAUACUGUAACUGCACCUAAUGCAGGCCCAACUGGUUUGAGUAUAACUUCUCAAAAUGUAGGAAUAGGUAUUCAAAGAUGUUGCGAAGAAUUGCUUAGAAGACUUGAACCUGUUAAAAAUCAGUUAAAUAACCCAACUUGGGAGGAAUUGGUUAAAAAAGCUUAUGAAAUGAAUGUAGAUUUACAAGUACAUGAUUUAGUGAAUGAUAAGGAUGAAGAGAAGUAUAGUAUCUAUGGUAUAACACUAGCAGAAGUUGAAAUAGAUGUUCUGACUGGUGAAUGGGAAAUAAUAAGGGUUGAUCUAAUUGAAGAUGUGGGUAGAAGUGUUAACCCUGAAUUGGAUGUCGGUCAAAUAGAAGGUGCUUUUAUAAUGGGUGUCGGUUACUGGACCAGUGAGAAUAUCAUUUACGAUCCAGAAAGUGGAGAAAUUCUCACGGACCGUACAUGGGAGUACUGGGUACCUGGUGCAAGAGACAUUCCUCAGGACUUCAGAAUCUAUUUUAGAAAAAAAUCUUUUAGUACAGCCAAACUUCUGGGAGCUAAAGUAACUGGGGAACCUGCGACUUGUAUGGGAAUCUCCGUAGCAUUAGCUAUGAGAGCAGCUAUAGCUUCAGCACGUAAAGAAUCUGGAAUGCCUGAAUGGAUUCAAAUUGAUGGUUCUUUCACUGUUUAUAAAAUUGCAACGGCGUGUGCUACACACUUUGAAGAUUUUCGAUUUUACUAA
Messenger RNA from Danaus chrysippus (African queen), 17868 nucleotides. The record is from the annotation of a GenBank genome assembly. NCBI's taxonomy places the organism in Eukaryota, Metazoa, Arthropoda, Insecta, Lepidoptera, Nymphalidae.